AUGAACACACCAUUUCAAUUUCACACCAUUGACUUGUGGAGUAGAUCGACCCCGGAAGCGAAGACUCGAACCCACUCAGCCCGCAGUUCACACGCCGAGCUCAAGAGCUCAGUCCAUGCGCUGGAGCAAUUAAACGUGUAUCCGAGGCUGGCCAGAGAACGCUCCCCAGUCCACAUACCAUUGCGCACAUCAAGUCGCCAAAUGGAGAGCCAGGAAGACCUCGGGAUGGACCGCAAAGCGUCGAAAGCGCAGCGGUUCUUUGGAACAGAGCUGUCACUGCCCGAACAUACACAAACAUGGGAAUCGAAGAAACAACGCCGACCGAGCUAUAAAACACCGCCCAGCAGCUCCCGCAGCGGCCCGAGACAGAGCAUGGGCUUAACGCCAUUUCCCUCGAAUACGCCCCUCCCGGAUCAGAACUUGCGCGUGCGAGCCUCAUCGCCUCUGCUGGGCGUGGACUACCGAUCGCAAGAGGAGGUACCACCGCUGCCCAAGCCGUCGAAAAAGUCCAUCACUCCGCCCAGAGUGCGGAAUGGCUUGGGUCUGGAACCGCAAGUGACGUUCAGUGAGGUGCCGAAUCCGCCCAAGGAAUCGAAGCGGAAGAUGCGUCCUCCCCGGAUUGACCUCUCGGUGUUGUUCCCCAAGCCUCGAAAUUCUAGUGCGCCUGGCGGUCUGUUGUCUCCACAACGCAUGACCAAUUCUCCUUCCCCUGUUUCCACUGUGGUGCCGGAUUCCCCUGUCAAUCCCAUCAUCCAGCAUCAGCAUCUUCCGAGUUCAAUUCCCAGCAAGACAGAAAGGACGACUGGGCAUUCAAGCAUGAGAUAUCCGGAAGCACCCCCUCGUCGGUCGUCCCUGCAAAAGAACGAGUCCCACAAGCACGAGUCCCACCAGAGCCAGUCAUCCAAAAAACAAGUUGACAACUCGGAUCUGCCAUCGAUCGCUGAGACGAAGAAUAGCGAGUGGUAUGACCAACCGUUCGGCCGGGUGGUAGGAACUAGCGAGAUCGACCUGGCCUUGGACAGAUACGCAGGCCGGCGUUCGCUCUUCAGUCGCUCCAGUGUGUAUUCCAACAGUCGGGAGAAUUUGCCAUUAGAACGGCAACGAACCCCAGAGGCUAAACCGCCUACGAGGCGUGCUCACAGUCCCUCUACCAGGACAAAAGAUAUGUACUUGAGCCCGAAUGCUCGUUCAGAGACGGUCCGCCCUCGGGGUAUGAGUGCCUCGCAGGAAUCCGGGAAGACCAAGAGGAGCGAAAAGAGCUCGACCUCGAAGAAGAGCAACAGAAGUACUUUGAAGAACAAGGACCUGCAGAACUCCAGUGUUCUUUGCCUUUCCUCGUCAUCUGAAGAUGAGGAUGAAGAAAUCACUCCAACCGAGCCAAAGCGCCAUGGAAAGAAGAACUACAGUGACAGUGUCGCCACCUUUGACGACGAUGAAUCCGAGAUCUUCAUAGCUUCUACCGCCAAGGCGGCCACAGUCACAACUCCCACUCUACGGCACUUUGAUCGUCAGCCAUCAACUGGCAGUCUCAAGUCGCAACCUGAAAAGGCCCCGGUUCGUCGCAAGGCUUCGCACUCCUCCACUGGCAAGUCUUCUACGGGCAAGUCUUCUCAGACAACCCGCCGCACUACCCAGACUCGUCGCUCGAGUGCGGUCCCCACCAUCGAGGCAGACCUUCUUGCACAAUUCCCCCAGCAGCCUCUUCGCUCUCCUGCAGAGCUGAAGGAGCUGAACCGAAGAAGUCGCGUCAUUGCUGUAACCCGACAAGAACAAGACCUUCUCGAGGCCAUGCGCAUCCGCAAGGGCAAAGUCACCCCGAGCCUUUUCAACUAUGGAAAUCUCCCCGAAGCAGACCGACGCUCAAUCCUCUCUGGGCCCUCCCGUGAUUCCUUCUGUGGAUCUGAUACCUCCUUCCUACGUCUCAGCAACGUUUUCCCGCCAUUUAAUACUCCAUCAGUAAAAGGUGCAGCCCACCCAUACAAAGACGGCACACCCUCCCAAAGCUCAGGCUCUGAUACUGAACAGAAAACCGGUAACUCUGUUGUCUCUCCAGGCUUCAGUGCCAAUUACUCCGAAAGCCUACCCUCUCCCGCCACCAGUGGUGCCUCGCCCCUCACUCCCACCCUGCCAAUUCAUCGCUUCUCGCCGCUUCCGUCCCCCAAGCCGCCCCCAAGAGGACCUCCGCCUGCCAUCCCCGAGGAUCAGAAGCGACACUCGCGCCGCCGCACUGAUAGCAGCGGAGCUAUCAUGCUGGACGAGAGCUGCGACCCCAAGGGCAACGGGGGCAUGCCUCUCUGGUCAUUCAAUUUCGAUUGGGAUCAGGAGCACGCCGGUAUUGCUACUGUGCACUGA
Penicillium nucicola is the source of this 2352-nucleotide messenger RNA. RefSeq lists its product as uncharacterized. Lineage: Eukaryota; Fungi; Ascomycota; Eurotiomycetes; Eurotiales; Aspergillaceae. The transcript is spliced from 2 exons. Bases 1 to 2352 code for a protein of 783 amino acids. The record is from RefSeq and is a predicted model, not a curated record.